Chinchilla lanigera (long-tailed chinchilla) is the source of this 1043-nucleotide messenger RNA. RefSeq names its product transcription initiation factor TFIID subunit 4-like. NCBI's taxonomy places the organism in Eukaryota, Metazoa, Chordata, Mammalia, Rodentia, Chinchillidae. The record is from RefSeq and is a predicted model, not a curated record.
GGCAGCCCGCGCCCUCGUCCGCCCGCCGCCGCUGGCAGCCCGCUCCUGGCCCUCGGCAUCUCUGGGGAGGUCCCUGGCCCCAGGCCGAGCCCCUCAGGCCGAGCCCCUCAGGCCGGCCCUGCCCUGCCCGGGGCCGUCCCUGCACCGCUGAGGCCCGCUUUCCUGUCCCCCGGCCCUCAUUUGCAGUCCCAAAGCCUCCUGCCUCCCUCUCAGCUGAGGGGACAGCGGGUAGCUGGGGCCAGGGCCGCCGGUGCAGGAAGGCUGGGACCUGGUUGUUGUCCCCUCUUGCUGCUGUGGCACAUCAGCUUGCCAGGUGUGAACUCUGCCCAGGUCGUGUGCGCCAGCCCUGCACGGCCCAGCCCUGCACCCUCACCACCCCCUGGACCCAGAAGUGUCUGCCUGGUGCUCAGAACCCCUCCCCAGCCCUCCAUCUCCGAGGCUCAGGCUAGAGGGUGGACUGCAGAGGUCAGGGAGUGGGGAGCCCCGGGGGUGCAAGCAGAGGCAGCUGCCACCUGGGCCCAGGAGCACCUGGAUCUGUCCCUUGUCCCCGAACCCCCACCCACGGGCGCUGGAGUCAGCCCUGCUGAUCCUGCCCUGUGGCACUCACUGCCCAGCACCUUGGGCCUGCCCCCCUUGGCUGCCCAGUUCCCACAGCACCCGAGGAGCCCCGGCCAGGGUCUCUCCUGAGUCCUUUGUGUGACCUGGGGUGACAAGUACAGGGAAGGGUCAGGGCUGGGGGACAAAGGCCACCACAUGGUUUUCUAACUGCUCCUCUCCAUGCACUGGGAGGAUACAACAUGGGGUCCCCAGGACCACCUUGGGGGGGCUGUCAGAGCAGCCCUGGCUGGGAGAGGUGCAGGGGCGCUGUUCUCUGUCCCCCAGGGUCCCUGCUCCACAGCACACUGAGCUGGGCCCUGGGCUCGCUGACUUCAGGCUCCUCUUGCCUACCCUGGGGAAGCCCAUGGUGCACUCUGUCCCGGAAGGUGGGGUCACUGGCCCCCCGGAUGCCCACUUCCGAGGCUUGACGUCACUGGUGCAGGAUG